Pungitius pungitius (ninespine stickleback) is the source of this 2067-nucleotide messenger RNA. It is a transcript of the gene ankrd10b, whose product is annotated as ankyrin repeat domain 10b. Lineage: Eukaryota; Metazoa; Chordata; Actinopteri; Perciformes; Gasterosteidae. Bases 137 to 1171 code for a protein of 344 amino acids. The record is from RefSeq and is a predicted model, not a curated record. Gene Ontology annotation, molecular function: protein binding. The transcript is spliced from 6 exons.
AAACACAUUAAGCAGACUGGCGGGUGUCGGGAUCCUCAAGGCACAACAUCGGCGACCUGAAUUAAACACAUAGAUAGCCAUUGUUGUUGCCCCUUUCGAAGUAUCUAGGUAUUUUCGUUUUGUCACUCUCGCUACAAUGUCGGUAGGUUUGGAGUCUGGAUUCUCGAGCGAGGAGGUGCUCACCAGCCGCUUCCCCCUCCAUCGGGCGUGCAGGGAUGGAGACGUCGCAGCAUUGUGCUCCCUCCUUCAGUGCACCUCAAACCCGGCUGACCUCGCGGUGGAAGACACCUUCUACGGCUGGACGCCUAUUCACUGGGCCGCUCACUUCGGAAAGCUGGAGUGUGUGAUGCGUCUGGUUCAGGUGGGCAGCGGCGUGAACGCGGUCACCUCCAGGUUUGCACAGACACCCAUUCACAUUGCUGCGUUCGGGGGCCACCCUGAGUGCUUGUUAUGGCUGCUCCGAGCCGGCGCAGACAUUAACAGACAGGACUAUGUGGGCGAGUCGCCCAUUCACAAGGCUGCUCGUGCGGGCAGUCUGGAGUGCAUCAAUGCUCUCUUGAUUCAGGGAGCGAAAGCUGAUAUGAGGAAUGCCAGUGGGCUGACUGCUGCCGACUUGGCUCACGCCCAGGGAUUCCAGGAGUGCGCAGAGAUUCUCUCCAAUGCCCAGAACUUCCAACAAAACAUGGCUCAGUCCCUUAACGGGACUUUUCUGAACGGCGUGACCCAGAUCGGGGGCCAGGCUCGUCCCACCAUCCAGGGACGCAGCUUCUCGAACGGCGUGCCCAACAGAAAGAGGUCGUUUGAUGGCAUGGAAGCGAAUGCGGGGAAGAAGGCCCGACCGAACGGUCUGGGCUCGCCACCCGAAUUGCAUAAUGGGAAUGGGCCACUGGGUGGCGCUGGAGAGGUCCAGAUGGAAGGCAUGAACAUGGAGUUGGCGCCGGCUGUAACUUCAGUAGCAGGUGAGGGUUUUUCCUCAAAUGGCCACAAUCGAGCAGAGCUUCAGUUUGGGUGUUACUCAGGAGCAGAAACCCACCGCGGCCCACUCUCCUACAGCGACUCAUCCGACAACGGCACAGGAGGCAGCCAGGUGGAGCACCAGAAGUGUGUGAGAGCAGAGCAGUUGUAUGACCAUGCCUUCUUCACCACCAUGCUGCUUUUCCAUGGAUCCUAAAGUAGAGGUUCUCUUUGACAGACUGUCCUUUUUUGCCUGAAUGUUGUAAGAGUUUAAACCAGCAUUAAUUUGCCUUAAAGCCAUUGAGUGGUGCAGUUAUUCAUUGAAAUUCUUUGUUUUUUCUUUUUUGGAAAGGGCAGGCCCGUCAUUGUGUUUGGAUUGAAAUGUGUAACUGACUGUUGAUUAAGGAGAGAUUAUUGUAUUGUUAAAAAAAGGUGUUUUUUAUUUUUAAGUUUGAUUUAAGCUGUAUAUAGACAUAUUCGGAUUACUAAACUAAGCAUCUGCAUUGAAACUGCCAAUAUUUACAUUCUAAUUCUGUCUCAUCUUGAUGUGGGGUGAUCAGUUUGUUUUUUGAUAAAAAAUACGCAUUAACAAUUAAAGUUUUGCAUAAUCUAAAGUUGAUUCAGUUUAUUUGAUCACAGCUAUAAAUGUUGUGUAAAAAAGUCCAUAUUAAGGCAAGCUGCCAGUCAGCAAAUUUAUAAACUAGUUUUGUAGAAAUUGUGGCAUUGUACAACUCCCUAACUUAAAUCCUCAUAUUUCUUAUAUUGGGAGCCCCUGUGUUACUGCAGAUAGCGAAAGAUUGCUUUUUGUUGGGCUGAAUGGGUAUUUGUAACAUUACUACCCAAUUUAAAUUGAUUAUUGGCCAGUUUAGUAUAUUUGCUGGAAAAAAACAGGAAUUCACACUAAAUUCUAAAUGGCCAACUUCAGUUUCAGGAAACUUAUUUAAAUUCUAAAUGUUCCUCCUAAAUGUUAUACAAUGAGGUGAAGCAUACUGCAAGGGUUGCUGUUGAAGCCGCUCUGAAGGAUUCAAAUAACAUAAUGUAGACUUUAAAUGUGUGCCAUAUUUAGUUGUGUUUUGAGAAUUUUUAUCCCCUAUAAAAAGUUUUUGUGACAAU